GUAGAAUGGAUAUGUGAAAUAGCCUUUGUGCAGAACUGCUGUGAUUGUGUAUUUCUGAAAUUGCAAAUUGUGCAGGCCUUUGUUUAUAAUAAAGGAGCAAAAUUUUGUAAAAGAAAAAUUGAUUUAAUUCAUUUGUUUUAAAAACUUUACAAAUCUGCGUUGCAAAUCGUAUUUGGUGCUUAAUAAUAAAACAUUUGCAAGUACAUAUAUACGAUUUUCCAGGCAUUAAAGAUUCAUAAUUCUAGGCCAGUGCCAUUGCCAACAUUGCUACCAUUUUAGCUGCUGACUAAUUUAAUUUCAUUGCCACCCACUUCUAACGCAAAAAAAUGGAUGUUAAACAUCGCAAAAUAAUAAAGGAAAACAUCGACAAGCUAGUCCAACACACUGAAUUUAAGGAAUUGCUUCAAGCGUGUAGGAGGACGGAUUUACUUUCCGAUCAAAUGGUUUGUAAUCUUCGCAUAGAUUCUCAAAACAUGGUGGAUAUUGAAGGAUCACAAACUUCAGAUGAAUUUAUGCACAAAAAACUGUUUGAGAAAAUUACUCACAGAGGUCCUGAAGCGUUCGAAACGUUGAAGCAAAUUCUUAAAGCUUUGGACAAAGUCGAAGCACUUCAAAUUUUGCAAAGGGACAGAGAAUUUUAUGGUAUCAGAGAACAGCGCAAUAGUAUUCCGCAAACUAUACAUCGCGUAUUAGAAGCACCAAUUGAAUUAGUUUCAGCAAGUACCACUGACACGCCAGACAGCGUACAUUCUAUGGUUGGUGAGAAUUCCACGCCAGCCUUAACAGAGUUCUUAGACACUGUUGAUCCUAUAGAAAAAUAUGAAGUAGUAAAAGCCAAUCGAAUUAGUACAUGUGACCAUAUUGGAACAUAUAAAAUGCAGUCGAACCAUAAUCGAGGAGUCCUAUUCAUAGCGAAUUACAUAAGUUUUAAAGAUGAUUACCGCAAUGGAGCCGCAAAUGAUAGUGAUGCACUCAUAUAUGUAUUCAGACAAUUAGGUUUUAAAAUAUUCAAAACAAUAGAUGGUUCUCAAACGGAAUUUUUCGAUUUACUAGAAACUUUACUAAAUUCAGAGUAUACACGCCAAACAGAAUCUUUUGUCUUAGCAUUUAUGAGUCAUGGAGAACUCAACGAACAAAAUGAAGACGUCGUUGUUUUCAGUGAUGAAUCAGUCGUUAAAGUAAAAGAAGUCAUCGAUCGCUUUUCAAACAGGAGAUGUCCCAAUUUAGAAGUGAAACCAAAGGUUCUUAUAUUUCCAUUCUGCCGUGGUUCUAUGCAAGACAAAGGAAUAACAUCUAAAACUGAGACUGACACAAUUCCUUUUACUUCAAGGAAUGAGAAACUAAAUGCGGAGAUGUCGGAUUUACUAAUUUGCUACGCAACUAUGGAAGGAUUCAAAGCACAUAGGGAUAAGGUUACAGGUUCUUGGUAUAUACAAGAACUAUGUAAGACAAUAGCUGAACACGCACAUGAUACUCAUUUUGAGGAUAUAUUAAAACUUGUACAGAGAAAGGUUGUCAAAAUCCGUGCUGAAAACGGAGGUAUACAAAUGGGUAAUUACCGUAAUAUCGGUUUUGAUUUCAAAUUUUUCUUAAAUCCUGCGAUUUCGGAAGAAUAAUAAGGAGCAAAUAUAAUAUUGUAAAUGCUACAUAUGUAUCUACUUUAAGUAUAUAUUUUGAUAUAUGUCUUUACAUAGAUGUUAUAAUAUUUUAUACAAAAUUUGUGUACAACAAUCAUAUAUACAUUGAAAAUAAAUUGUGAUUUAUAUGUUUAAACUAAACAA
This is a messenger RNA of Zeugodacus cucurbitae (melon fly), 1781 nucleotides long. It is a transcript of the gene Dronc, whose product is annotated as caspase Dronc. Gene Ontology annotation, molecular function: cysteine-type endopeptidase activity. NCBI's taxonomy places the organism in Eukaryota, Metazoa, Arthropoda, Insecta, Diptera, Tephritidae. The transcript is spliced from 2 exons. The coding region runs from base 327 to 1616 and encodes 429 amino acids. The record is from RefSeq and is a predicted model, not a curated record. Gene Ontology annotation, biological process: proteolysis.